Messenger RNA from Melopsittacus undulatus (budgerigar), 2390 nucleotides. RefSeq names its product angiogenic factor with G-patch and FHA domains 1 (gene AGGF1). The transcript has 14 exons. Gene Ontology annotation, molecular function: protein binding; nucleic acid binding. NCBI's taxonomy places the organism in Eukaryota, Metazoa, Chordata, Aves, Psittaciformes, Psittaculidae. Bases 145 to 2253 code for a protein of 702 amino acids. The record is from RefSeq and is a predicted model, not a curated record. Gene Ontology annotation, biological process: positive regulation of angiogenesis.
GCCGGGGCGCAGGCUCCGUCGCCGCUGUCCUCGCGCCCACCUGGGCACCAUGGCCGGGCCCUGUGCGGGAGGCCGCGGCCGCCGCUUCGUCGCAGGCGUCCGGUGGCGGCCGACGGGCGGGCGCUGAGGAGCGGGCGGUCGGGCAUGGCCUCGCCCCCCGGCGGCGAGCAGCGGGCUCUGCGGGAGCGGGUGGCGGCGCUAGAGGCGGACCUGGGCUCCUGCCGCGGGCAGCUGGAGCGGGCGCAGCGGCGGCUGCGCCGCACCGAGCGCCUCUACCGCGAGGCGCGGGAGGGCAACGAGGCGCUGAGGAGACAGGUUGAAGAGCUCACUAAGGAAAUCCUCAAUAGGAAGGAGAAGGAUACAUAUAGCGUAGAAGUACAGACAGAGGACUAUGCUGCAUGGUCACAAGCAGAUUUUUACUGCUAUGAAGAUUACUACAAUCACACUGAUACUCAGGAUUGUGCAGAUGAACUGCCAGUGCAGCACAAUCAUGAGACUGAAGGCACUGAGCAUAAUUCCACAGAGGAAUUGCAGAGAAAUGUUAAUCUUCCAUUAAGGACGGAUAGCCCCAAAGUUGCUGAAGUUGGAGCAGAGGAAAAUUUCAUCCAGAAUUCACAGGAAGCAGAAGAUACUUCAUUGCCAGAGGGUUCUUUGGCAGAGAGCUUGAGAGCUGCUGCUGAAGCUGCUGUUUCACAAACCGGAUUUAUUUAUGAUGAAAAUACAGGACUGUAUUAUGACCACAGUACUGGAUUCUACUAUAAUUCGGAAAAUCAACUAUAUUAUGAUCCAGCAACUGGAAUUUAUUACUACUGUGAUGUGGAAAGUGGCCGAUACCAGUUUCAUUCACGAGUGGAUCUGCAGUCUUAUCAGACCUCUGGUACUCAGCACACCAGGGAUAAAAAAGGGAAAAAGAAGAGAAAAGAGCCAGAGCGGAUUACUGCAAAUGACCAUAAGGAUCUGGACACAGAAGAGCAGAAAUCAUCUAGCAUUCUGAAUUGCUUUUCCACUGCUGAGCAGCUAAGUUCUACUGAAGAAGAGGAGUCUCCAAGCAUAAGAAAGAAGACUAAAAUGGACACAGAACCACAAAACAGUCUAACAGCCAAAGAAUCUAUUUCUACAGACAAUAUAAAUUCACAUUCUUGCAAAAGUACACCGGAUGCGGCAGCACAUGCAGAUGACAGGAGAACAGGAGACACAGAGAGUGAGCCAGAAGAAGGUGAAAUUACAGAUUCUGAGUGUGAAGCAUACAGCAGUGAGGAUGAAGUAACAAGUGAAGAAACUGCUUAUUCAGAAGACUCAGAAAAUGAAGAUGAAGAAAAGAUCUGGCCUCCUUGUAUCAGAGUGAUUGUAAUAAGAUCACCAGUUCUGCAGACUGGAUCACUUUAUAUUAUCACAGCUGUGAAGCCUGCUACAAUUGGAAGAGAAAAAAGUGUUGGACACACACUUGAGAUUCCUGAAGUUGGAGUCAGUAAGUUCCAUGCAGAAGUGUAUUUUGACCACGAUUUGCAAAAUUAUGUUCUUGUGGAUCAAGGCAGUCAGAAUGGAACAGUUGUUAAUGGAAAUCAGAUUCUUCAGCCUAAAACAAAAUGUGAUCCCUACAUCUUGGAACAUGGAGAUGAAGUGAAGAUUGGUGAAACUGUGCUUUCUUUUCACAUACAUCAUGGCAGUGAUACUUGUGAUGGAUGUGAACCAGGACAAGUCAGAGCACAUCUUCGUCUUGACAGGAAAAAGGAAUCUUCUGUUUGCCCAGCACUUAGCAAAGAAGAGAGAGAGAUAGUCAGAAGAAAAGCAUUAAAAAAAAUACGUGAAAAAUAUGGUUUACAGAACACAGAGUAUGAAGACAAUAAAGCAGUGAAGAAUCCAAAGUACAAAGACAGAGCGGGAAAACGCAGAGAGACCAUUGGAAGUGAAGGAACCUUCCAGAGAGAUGAUAGUCCAGCGUCUGUUCAUAUUGAAAUCAGCAACAGCAAUAAAGGACAUAAAAUGCUGGAGAAGAUGGGAUGGAAGAAGGGGGAAGGCCUGGGCAAGGAUGGUGGUGGUAUCAAGGAUCCGAUCCACCUUCAGUUACAUAAGACGCAUGCAGGUUUGGGUACCAGUAGACCAGCUUCAGCUGAAGAUGUUCAGAUCAUCCAGAGCAAGAAUAAAAAGAACUGGGAUAAAGCAAGAGAAAGGUUUGCUGAAAACUUCCAAGAACCAAAAUCACAAAAAGAUACACCUAAGAUUGUACCUUGGGUUAGAGGGACUUUAGAGUAAAGUCCCACAGCAGGGUAAUUCCUGUGUGUAAAUAGCUGGGAGAGAAUUUAUUUUUACUCUUUGUUUCUUUUGCUAAAGCAGAAGUUUGGCAUAUGUAAAAUACAGUUGUGGAUAAAAAUAUACAAGACUAACUCUUA